UGGAAUAGCAGCCGCAAUUCUCAAGAAAAUGAUGCAUGACCAGCACAUGAGUACAGAGUUGUACCUAUUUGCAGUGGAUUUGUUGCGUGACAACAUGAACAGUGAAUUCUUUAUAGACUGUGAUGAUGCACUGCGAAUGCCCUUUAUAGAGAGAAAGUUUGAUCAAUACAAGAAGGGGACGAAUGUCGGCGGAUUGGAAACUAUUAACAUGGAUGGUGAUCACAAUAGACGUGCAGAACGUGAAUGGGUAGCGCGGUUUGUAGUCGUUGUCAGUGCUGCAGCAGCUGCCAUGUUAUACUACAACCAGCGUGGAACAUAUAUUGAUAGGGUUGCGUGUAGGACAUCAGCUUUACAAGGUUCUGAUUGGGUGGCAGAAAUUUUGAGAGGACACCCAGCUAGAUGUUCUCAACUUUUCAGGAUGAAGAAAGAAAUUUUUAGAGACUAUGCAAAGAUUUAAGGGACAAGUACAUGUUAUCGACCACGAACAACAUUCAAAUUCCGGAAAUGGUUAGUAUGUUCCUAUUUACUUUGGGGCAAGGUGCUAGUGAUAGACUGUUACAAGAAUGCUUUCAGCAUUCCGAUGAAUCAAUUAGCCGGAUUUUCAGGGAUGUUCUGCAUAGUGUAUACCUAAUGGCCAUGGACCUUAUCAAACCGAGGGAGAACCAGUUCGAUACAGUCCUUGCUAGGAUUAGGAAUGAUCCUAAAUACAGGCCAUUUAGGGAUUGUAUUGGUGCUAUUGAUGGUACUCAUAUUCCAGCCGUUAUUCCCAAGGAUGAGAGAGGUCGGUUCAUAGGGAGGAAAUGAUUCACUACACAGAAUGUCAUGGCCGCAUGCGAUUUUGGCAUGUGCUACAUUUUUGUCUCGGCUGGUUGGGAGGGAUCUGCACACGAUGCGUGGGUAUUUCAGGAUGCAAUUACCGAUGAUUCGUUAAACUUUCUGCAUCCACCGCCUGGUACAACAAACUCAUACUACUUUAAAGUCGUUUAAAGCAUAAAUUAUUUUAUUUUAAUUAUUUGAAUUGUUGCAGGAAAGUAUUAUCUAGUAGAUGCCGGAUAUCCUAAUAGGAUUGGUUAUCUUGCCCCGUAUAGAGGUGAAAGAUAUCAUUCGUCUCAAUUUGAAAAUGGCCGCAGAGCAUCGGGACCUCAAGAGGUAUUCAACCAUGCACACUCAUCGCUUCGAAAUGUGAUAGAAAGAACUUUUGGGGUAACAAAGAAUAGGUGGCCGAUGCUGAGAAAUAUUCGUUCAUUCCCGUUCCCGAUUCAAGUUGAAAUUGUGAUAGCGUGCAUGGCGCUUCACAAUUUUAUUCGAUUAAGGGUGACAGAUGAUGAUGAGUUCAUGGACAUAGAUGAAGAACCAAAUUGUUCAUAUGAAGAAGGUACUAGUGACGCUGCUGCACCAGGGGAUUCGGAUUUACGU
Molecule: messenger RNA, 1416 nt
Organism: Tripterygium wilfordii
Lineage: Eukaryota; Viridiplantae; Streptophyta; Magnoliopsida; Celastrales; Celastraceae
Exons: 2
Coding region: 29-457 (142 amino acids)
Source: RefSeq, a predicted model, not a curated record